CUUAGCACUGCACCUAUACUGCAGGAGAGGUACGUAUACCAUAGUAGCUGCUCAGCAUUCCAGAGCUACCGUACACACACGAAGAUAAAUGUAUGGUCCACAAAGACAAACUAGACUCUAUAUACAAUGCAGUCUUCAAGCAAGCUAUCAAAGUAUAUAACCCGUCACGAAACCCCUGUCAUCGUUCCCCACUCUUAGUACGCUGGCAAUACAUCGUGAUACAGAGUCCCACGGAAAGCACCAAGACACUUCAAUCAAUACACCUCUUGAACCAGAAUCCUCGAAAACUGCAACCCUCAAAAAAAAUGAAACUCCUCCACCCCAUCCUCCUCCUCAGCGGCCUCGCAGCCACGGCAGUAGCAGUGGGUCCCGCCUCCGGCCCGACGACUCUGGUGCAGAAGCCCGCUGGCUCUGCUGCUGGCUCUGCUGCUGGAGCUGCUGCUAGUUCAUCUGCAGGGGGGGCUUAUUAUGGUGAGGGUAUCAGCGGUGGUACGAAUGCCGGUGCCGGGACGAAGAAUUACCAGCAAGCGAAACCAGAUGACGAUGAUGUCUACGCCUCGGGCAAAGCACCUGCUAAUGCUAAUGAGAAUGCUAAUGUCAACGCCAAUGCGAAUGCGAAACCGAAUACCAAUGUCAACGUCAAUGCAAACACCAAUACGAAACCCGACACCAAUGCUAAUGUGUAUGGCAAUACCGACGCUAAUGCUAACGGCAAGCCGAACACCGGUGUCAACGAAAACGCGAACACCAAUGUGAAUGCGAAUGCCUACGCUAACCCAGGCAGCAACACCAAUGUGAAUGCGAAUGCCUACGCUAACCCAGGCAGCAACACCAAUGUGAAUGCGAAUGCCUACGCUAACUCAGGCAGCAACACCAAUGCCAAUGCCAAUGCCUACGCUAACCCAGGCAGCAACACCAAUACCAAUGCCAAUGCCUACGGUAACUCGGGCAGCAACGCCAAUGUGAAUGCCAAUGCCUACACUAAUGCAGGCAGCAACACCAAUGCCAAUGCCAAUGCCAAACCCAACUCAGGCAGCAGCUCUGGCGGCACCCCCCAAGGGAACCACGCGCGGGCGCUGGACGCGGAGCUCCAGGAGAUGGUUAUGGAGACGGUGGAGCAGGUCAUGGAAGAAGGGAUGAAGGAGGUGGUUG
This is a messenger RNA of Aspergillus saccharolyticus JOP 1030-1, 1152 nucleotides long. RefSeq lists its product as uncharacterized. The transcript has 4 exons. NCBI's taxonomy places the organism in Eukaryota, Fungi, Ascomycota, Eurotiomycetes, Eurotiales, Aspergillaceae. The annotation marks the transcript as partial. The record is from RefSeq and is a predicted model, not a curated record.